CAAUCCACCGGAAGUGGCGCGUCCGCCAUGUUAGGGUUUCGCCCGCGCCCCUGAGGAGGAGGAGGAGGCGGAGGAGGCGGCGGCGGUGGCUUGAGGGGCUGGGGGAAGGUAUCUUCCGAGUCUCCGUUAAGACGCCGCCGCUGAAGAGGAGAAGAAGGGAGGAGGAGGAGGAGAGACGACACCGAGACGCGUUCCCGAGAGGAGGAGAGAGGAGGAGAGGAGAGAGAGAGCAAGACCAUUUUUUUUCCUCUCAAAGAAAAAUUAUUCUGAGCAGUGCCAGCAGCAGCAGCAGCAGCGGCAGCGAUGGAGGGCAAUUGGAACGGGGGCUACAUGUACCAGGUGAGCCGCCAUAGCGCCGAGCUGCUGGCCAAGCUGAACGGGCAGCGCAAGGCCGGCAGCCGCCUCUGCGACGUCCUCGUCAAGGUGGGCGAGCAGUCGUUCCCGGCCCACAAGGCCGUGCUGGCCGCCUGCUCCGACUACUUCGAGUCGCUGUUCGCCUCGGACGCCGACAACUCGCUGCGCGAGCUCGAGAUGCACACAAUGAGCGCCAAGGUCUUCCGCGACAUCCUCGACUUUGCGUACACGGCCAAGAUCGUGGUGCGCCUCGAAAGCUUCCCCGAGCUCAUGACCGCCGCCAAGUUCCUGCUCAUGCGCUCCGUGCUCGAGAUCUGCCAGGAGGUGAUCAAGCAGUCGCACUCGCAGGUCCCUCUCCCCCUGGCGCUGGCGCGCUCCGGCCGUGACUCGGCCACCCCGACGGCCCCCUACCGCACCGUCGACUUCAGCUACGACCUCGACAUGGAGCUCGGGGGCAGCGGCGGCUCGGGCGGCGGCGGCGGCUCCGGCGGCGGCUCCGGCGGCGGCGGCGGUGGUGGCGGCAGCGCCGGCGGCAGCAACGCCGGCAACGCCGGCGGCGGCGGCGACUCGUCGUCCGGCGGUCCCGAGCUGCUGCCGAUGCUCGACUCGAGCGGCGACUCGGCGGGCGGCGGCGGCGGCGGCGGCAAACGCCACGGCCACCAGCAGCAGCACCACCACGGCCACCAGCAGCAGCAGCAGCAGCACCACCACCACGGCGGGCAGCAGCAGCAGCAGCAGCAGGACGGCGGCGGCCCGGUGAAGGUGGACGGCGUCGACCGCAAGGAGAAGGGCCGGGGACCCUUCGUCUGCGCCUACUGCGGCAAGGAGUUCCGCGACUCGUACCACAUGCGCCGGCACGAGACGCGGCACACGGGCAUCAAGAUGACCAGCAACCCGCGGCAGAAAAGCCGCAGGGCGGCGGAGGCGGCGGCGGAGGCGGCGGAGGCGGUGGAGGCGGCGGCGGAGGCGGUGGAGGCGGUGGAGGCGGCGGAGGCGGCGGAGGCGGCGGAGGCGGAGGGAUGAUGCAGCAGAUGGGCGGAGUUCCGUCCACCUCGUCCGACGCCGGUGAAGCGGAACCACCCGUGCGACGUGUGCGGCAAGGCCUUCCGCGACAUCUACCACCUCAACCGGCACAAGCUGUCCCACUCGGACGAGAAGCCCUUCGAGUGCCACGUCUGUCACCAGCGCUUCAAGCGCAAGGACCGCAUGAGCUACCACGUGCGGGCGCACGAGGGAGCCGUCGGCAAGUCGUACGUGUGCGACACCUGCGGGAAGGGCUUCUCCAGACCCGACCACCUCAAUAACCACGUCAGACAAGUGCACACCAUGGAGAGACCCUACAAGUGCCAGUCGUGCGAGGCGGCGUUCGCCACCAAGGACCGCCUGCGCUCCCACAUGGGACGCCACGAGGAGAAGGUGGCGUGUCACGUGUGCGGCAAGCAGCUCAACGCCUCGCAGCUGCCCGAGCACCUCAAGGUGCACGCUGAGAGGCCCACGCACGUGUGCAACAUCUGCAACAAGGGCAUGGUCUCCCCUAAGGAGAUGUGCUGUGUGGGACAGCUAACCGGGCAAAUCGCCGGGCAGAUACCAGCACCCAUCCCUGCUCCUGGACCCACCUACUUCCCCAUGUACUGACAGUAGUGAGCCGAGAUGCUGUCAGGCCUAGAGGAGGAGGCCUAUCCAGGCCGCAUCUGGGCACCGCGUAGCAAGGUGGCUGUGCCGCUGACAUCACAACUGCAGACGUCGCAGACCAGCGGCGGUGUGAGCGUACACACGGUGAGGAGAGGCACAGAUGGAGAGAGAGAGAGAACGAGGAGAGAUACAUCAAACAAGUGAUUUUCAACGUCAAUUGCCGGCUAUAGAAGAGGAUGGCCGACCGACGAACGGAAAGAGCGAGACGGGCCGAUGAUGUCCCCCCCCGCCCCCUCCGCCCCCCCACCCUGCUGGUUAUCAUGUGACCAGUACCAAGAUGGCCGCCCCACUCGUUAAAAAAAAAACAUUGAAGGAGGCUGCCCCAGCAUACCGCCUCUGAGGGAGAGCGAAGAUGGCCACCCACCAGGACCCUAGGGGUCCGUUGACAACCUUACUCAAAAUGGCCGCCGACCUCGCUCAAGGCGGCUGCCCUGCUCAAGAUGGCCGUCGACCAUGCUCAAGAUGGCCGCCGACCUUGUUCAAGAUGGCCGCCGACCCUGCUCGAGAUGGCUGCCAACCUUGUAUGUAUUGUACGUUGAACUUCUUUUGGCACCGAACGUAGCCAAACCGCGCUAAUCGGAGGUGCGGCGGAAGGACAACAAACUAAACACAAAAAGCAGUUCUAAAGACAUUUGGUUUCGAUUUAAGAUGGCCGUCACAAGGACUUAAGGACGUGUUGACAACAUUACUCAAGAUGGCCACCGUUAACGCCCACCCCCCCCCCCCUUGUCCAAGAUGGCCACCGCCGACAACCCACUCGUCCAAGAUGGCCACCGCCGAUUGUCCAAGAUGGCCACCGGCGACAAACCCCCUUUGUCCAAGAUGGCCACCGGCGACAAACCCCCCUUUGUCCAAGAUGGCCACCGCGGACAGCCCCUUGUCCAAGAUGUCUGCCACCGACAGCCCCUUGUCCAAGAUGGCCACCGCCGUCAACAACCCCUUGUCCAAGAUGACCGCCGCCACCCCCAGGCCCAAUAUGGCCACCCGCGUACACUCCAAGAGGGUUGGCUUGUGAUGGGCCGCCGUUUGGAACCCCGCUGGUGGAGACUGUCGCGAAGGCCGUGCCGGUUUCAUUUUCAUCCUCCCACGCUCAUCGUGGCUCAGUGUUAAGUUUUUUUUUUGUUUUAAAGAGAGAGAAAGAUGGGAUGGGACGAGGGGGAGAGAGGUUUCGGCAAAGGAAUAAGUAGGAACCACUCGCAUUUCUAGUGGACGCGUCCUAAAGUACCCAAUGUCAUGGGUGGUUUUUUUGUUGUUGUCGUCGUUUAGAUUCGGUUUAUUUUCUGAUGAAAACUAA
Messenger RNA from Petromyzon marinus (sea lamprey), 3340 nucleotides. Lineage: Eukaryota; Metazoa; Chordata; Hyperoartia; Petromyzontiformes; Petromyzontidae. The record is from RefSeq and is a predicted model, not a curated record.